AUGACAGAAACUGUCCUGAUCUUUGGUGCCUCUGGCAAUAUCGGAGUGUCUGCAGUGAUUGGUGCCCUUCGAGCCAAGCGCAACGUCAUCGCCCUCGUGCGUAACCAAGAAAGCGGGAGGAAGAUUGUAGAUUAUGUUGGUACGAGCGAUGGCAUCACGAUCGUCGAGGCCGACAUAACUUCUGAAGAUGCGAUUCAGGGAGUAGUUGAUCAGGUUCGCGCAGGCAAGCUGCCCUCCUUUCAGCACGUCUUCGCCUCUCCUGGAGGACUCUACUGGGAGACGCCAACCGUCGAGCUUGAAACAGCAGCGCUUCGUGAAAUCAUGAGAGUCAAUGUAGAAACAUAUCUUUAUGCCUAUCGUGCAACUGUUCCUUAUCUCCUAGAAAAAGGGGUGGCCAACAGUACAUGGACAAUGUGCACCGGUGCGUCAGGUGACAUUGGCUUGCGGGCAGCUCCUGCUAUUACACAGGGUGCUCUUUUUAGCUUUGCCAACGUAGCCGCUCGUGAAAACGAGGGUACCAACGUCCGAUUCAACGAGAUUUAUCUCGCGUAUCGCGUCCAGUACCACGUUGACUUGACGGAUGAAAGUCAGUACUUGGGUUUGAUGCAUCUUCAGAACUCCAGAGACUUUGCUCCUCUGUACGAGCAGCUUCUAGACAGAACGGAUAUCAGAAGCAAGCGAGUCAAUGCCCUUAGUCCGCAGGACGUGAUCAAGCUCAGCUAUGAAACCCGAUUCAAGGAUUUCUAA
This is a messenger RNA of Colletotrichum truncatum, 747 nucleotides long. RefSeq lists its product as uncharacterized. NCBI's taxonomy places the organism in Eukaryota, Fungi, Ascomycota, Sordariomycetes, Glomerellales, Glomerellaceae. The record is from RefSeq and is a predicted model, not a curated record.